Molecule: messenger RNA, 1149 nt
Organism: Carya illinoinensis
Lineage: Eukaryota; Viridiplantae; Streptophyta; Magnoliopsida; Fagales; Juglandaceae
Product: L-ascorbate peroxidase, cytosolic
Exons: 10
Coding region: 172-924 (250 amino acids)
Biological process (GO): response to reactive oxygen species; hydrogen peroxide catabolic process; cellular response to oxidative stress
Molecular function (GO): heme binding; peroxidase activity
Source: RefSeq, a predicted model, not a curated record
AAUUACUAGAACUUUCUGUUCCUCCACAAAGCUCACCCAUUUUAUCUUUCACCCCUUUAUAAGCUCUCUGUGCAUCCCAGCCUGUGGCCUCCUCGUGCCACUCUCUCCAACUAGGGUUUCUCUCUCCAUCUUACUUUUAUCCUUCAGCUUCUCUGCUUCCAAGUCGUGAAAAUGGUGAAGAAGUACCCCACCGUGAGCGCUGAAUACCAGAAGGCCGUCGAGAAGGCCAAGAGAAAACUGAGGGGCCUCAUCGCGGACAAGAAGUGCGCUCCCCUCAUGCUCCGUCUCGCAUGGCACUCUGCUGGGACCUUUGACGUUAAGACAAAAACGGGGGGUCCCUUCGGUACGAUGAAGCUAGAGGCCGAGCUCGAACACGCGGCCAACAAUGGCCUCGACAUCGCCGUCAGGCUCUUGGAGCCUAUUAAGCAACAAUUCCCCAUCCUCUCUUACGCUGAUUUCUACCAGUUAGCCGGCGUUGUUGCUGUUGAAGUCACCGGUGGGCCCGAGAUCCCCUUCCACCCUGGACGGGAGGACAAGCCCAAACCGCCUCCUGAAGGACGUCUUCCAAAUGCUACUUUGGGUUCUGACCACUUGAGGGUGGUAUUUGGGCAACAAAUGGGCCUCUGUGAUCAGGACAUUGUUGCGCUUUCUGGUGGACACACUUUGGGAAGGGCCCACAAGGAGCGAUCUGGCUUUGAGGGACCCUGGACUAUCAACCCUCUCAUCUUUGAUAACACAUACUUCACGGAGCUCCUGAGUGGUGAGAAGGAAGGUCUCCUGCAGUUGCCAUCUGACAAGGCACUUCUCAGUGAUACUGUCUUCCGUCCACUUGUUGAUAAAUAUGCUGCGGAUGAAGAUGCAUUCUUUGCCGAUUAUACAGAGGCCCACUUGAGGCUCUCCGAGCUCGGAUUUGCUGAAGCCUAAGCAAUUGGGAAGAAUGGGACCUAAAGGAUGGUGACAGCACCAUCUUGCUUAUCCUAUUUGUUUUUGAUUUCAUGAAAGACUUGGUUUCGGGAAGUUGUUGAUUCAUGAAAGUGGGGUUAGUUUAUUGCUUUGUUUUGUUGGACAUGAUCAACGGUAGGUAGAAAGAAUGCUCUGUGGUACUGAUCCUUCAAUGAAAUAAUAUUCAAGUAUUAGUCGUUGUGUGUA